This is a messenger RNA of Coffea arabica (coffee), 5705 nucleotides long. The record is from RefSeq and is a predicted model, not a curated record. NCBI's taxonomy places the organism in Eukaryota, Viridiplantae, Streptophyta, Magnoliopsida, Gentianales, Rubiaceae.
AGGCAAGACCUCGAACUGAUCACCUGAAUUUGCAGCGGCAAAAUUUAACAAAAGAAUGGUGUUGAAUCUGUAACUUCCCCACCGACUACUGAACUCUCCAUUUCAGUUUUCCCUCCCGAAAUCAAAACCCAGAAAGGAAUUUUCAGACCAUUCAAAUCCCGUACAACCGCUGCAAAUUGAGUGAUCAGAUUCCAUGUUAACGCCGCCGUUUUCGAGUCUCGGCGAAUCAUAACAGGGUCAGCGGCGGGUUAAUCAGCAGAUAGAUUCCUGAAAUGGGAGACAAAGAAGACCAGCUUGAUAUGACGCAAAAGGGUUUCAUACCCUAUUAUGGACAAUUGUUUGAUUCAGACGACAAAGCUUACAAAUUCUACAACAUGUAUGCAGCAACCAUUGGAUUUGGUGUUCGAAAAGAAUAUUGUAACAAAGAUAAAUUGGGAAUAGUAACUUCAAGGAAGUUUGCAUGUAAUAAAGAAGGAUUCCGGCGUCAGGAUAAAAGGGAUAGGGAAACAAAGAGACCUCGUGCAGAAACUAAGACAGGAUGUCUUGCUUGUGUCAUUAUACUACUUGACAGGGACACAAAAAAGUAUAAGGUGACACAAUUUGUGGCAGAGCACAAUCAUCCAUUGCAUAUUCCACAAUGCGUACACUUGAUCCCCUCACAGAGAAGGACAACAAUUACACAGGAUAAUUCUGAAUUGGUUGAUGCAUAUGGGUUAUCAUUGAAGCAGUCCAAUAACCUUGUAGAUAAGUUGGGGUAUCUUCCAAACAAGCGCUCUAGAGGCUUAAGGUUUGGGGAAGCUGGAACCAUUUUCAGAUAUUUUCAACAGCAACUUCUGGAAAACCCAUCAUUUUACUUUGCUGUACAAUUGGAUAGUGAGGAACAAUUAACUAAUGUCUUUUGGGCUGAUGCAAGGAUGACUAUAGACUACAAAUAUUUUGGAGAGGUGGUUACUUUUGAUACGACAUUUAGAAAAAACGAGGAAUAUCGUCCCUUGGGCAUUUUUCUGGGAUUUAAUCAUCACCGCCAGAUGGUAAUAUUUGGUGCUGCACUAUUAUAUGAUGACAGUGUUGACUCCUACAAAUGGUUGUUCCAAACCUUUCUAGAAGCCAUGUCUGGUAAGCCACCGAGAACAUUCUUCACGGAUCAAGAACCAGCCAUGGCAAAAGCUUCAGCUUCAGUGAUGCCAAACACCUUCCAUGGGUUGUGCACGCAUCAUAUUCGUCAAAAUUUCCUGAAACACCUUGGCCACAUGAUGAGGACUGAAACGGGUCUGGUACAAUUGUUUAGCAAGUGUAUGCUUGAAAUUGAAGAUGAAGUAGCAUUUGAGGAAACUUGGAGAGAGAUGCUUCAGAAACAUAACCUGGAUUCUAAUACAUGGCUUAAGAGUAUUUAUGAGCUGAGAGAAAAAUGGGCAAAGACAUACAUGAAGACAAAGCUCACAUUAGGCAUGCGAAGCAAGCAACUCAGCAAAAGCUUCAAUGCAGACCUCAAGCAUCAUUUAAAGACCGAUCAAGAUUUGGUGGAAUUCUUUACCGAGUUUCAUAGGGCUGUUGAGAAAAGAAGAUACAAAGAAUUGACUGCUGAAUAUGGGGCAAGGCAAAAGGUACCAAGUUUGAAGAUAAAGUACUCACCCAUGCUUAAUCAGGUUGCAGAGAUAUAUACUCCUACUAUAUUUGAGGAGUUCCAAGAUGAGUUUGACGUAUCUCUUGCCUUGGUAGUGAAGGGUCAUACAGUAAAUGAUAAUGUGCAUGAGUAUAUGUUGGCACGCUAUGAUGGAGGAGAUGAUCAGAGAGUCAUUUGUGAGAAAUCUACUCAAUCAGUCUUGUGUAGUUGUCAGAAGUAUGAAUGUGAAGGAAUUUUGUGCUCCCAUGCAAUCAAAGUACUAGAUUUACUUAACAUAAAGUUAGUGCCUAAUGAUUUAAUAGAAAAGAGAUGGACAAGAGAUGCAAAAAAAGGAAUUUUGAAAGGACCUAACCAGGAGAAUGAUAUGGAGGAGGAUGUCCAUUUGAAAGUUGUAGGGCGGUAUAGAAUGCUGUGUUCAACUUUAGUUAGGGUUGCUAUUAGGGCUGCAGAAUGUCAAGAAGCUACAGACUACCUUGUGCAAUGUGUGGAUAAGUUGACAAGAAAAGUUGAAGAAAUAUGUAAUAAGCAGAUGUCAAUUGAACAAGCUAGCACAAAUCACCAGUCAUCUUAUAAUGCAACAGACCAAGAAGAUGUUUUGGUAAUUUCCAUGGGUGUAAACCCAUCAGGCUCAAAAAGUGGACAGGGCUGCAAGUCCAAUAAACGGACAGGAAGCUGGACUGACAUGUUCGGUGAAAAGAGUAUGUAUGAGUCAAAUAACAACCAAGUUCAGAUUGCUGAUCAAAGCCAAGAAGUUUCAGUUGACCAUGUGUCUUCUCCUCAAUCAGCUAAUAACUCUGUUUCAGCUAGGUCUUGCUCCCAAUCUACUGGUGACCUUUUGCAUUUACAUCAAGCUACUUCGUAUCCGUCCCAGGUAAACACUGAUCAUUGAGCAAUUAAAUUGGCAGUUUACCACUCUCUCAAAUUACGCCUGCUCUAUAAUGCAAAAAAUUGCUUCUAAAUGUCUGAGAAUGGUAGGUUGGUGCUGAAAAACUGGAGGCACUUUUGCCCAUACUAAUACUUUUUGAAUGAUUCAGGAUAGCAAUAGCAAUUCCCUAAUUGGUCAAUCUUCUGUGGAAGUGGUCCAACGUGCGAACAAUGUAUGUUUGUUUAUAUAAUAAGGAUUUGUAUUUUUGGAGACACUAUAUGGCACCAAAUUUUGUGAUGAUAUCUGUGACAUUGUUAACGGGUCUGUUUUGUGCCACAUAAGGGUGCUGUAUUGGAAAAUAGGAACUUCUUAAUGAACUUCAAUGGGCUUGGUACUGCAAUGUCUCCCACUGGAACUCAGUUUCUGAUGGUAAAGCAAUCCAUAUUCUAUUAUCACCAUACGUAUCUGCAGAGUUUGUACUUGUGUGAUUAAUUUUUAAUUCCUUUUAUAUUGGGGUGCUUUUGCUGGUGCACAGCCACAUUGGGCUGCUAAUCAGAGCUGAGAAAUCAACUAUCAGUUGUCAUCAACAUACCUGCUUGUGAGGGGUUUGCAAGAUAAUCUAUUUUAUGUAAAGUUCCUAGGUUAUAUGAUGUAUUUUUGUGGCUAAUGCAAAUUGUAAUGGAGUACUAAGCUCUUCUUUAUGGAAUAUAAUAUCUUUUUGAAGCUUUUGACUUUGUUGGCUGGUGUUUGUUUUACAAGGUUUAGAACUGUAUUGAUAUAUGAUAAUGUCUACCUCAGGACAAAAUAUUUGUUGAGGCGAUUAGGUGUUGUAGUUGUAACAAGAAAGUACAAGGGUAUAAAUGAAAAAUGUCAAUUGAGCAUAUGAUCGGAAGUAACUUGUUACACACCUAAGCUGAUUACUAGAUUUGAUUGAUCUUCCUUCCUUACCAUAUGAUUACCCUACUAGUAGUGUUACUUUUGUGCAAUUACCCAAAUACAGAUUUUCCUUUCUUUGUUCUCGUGCUAUUUCACAGUGAAUAAAUUGGUAAAGAAUAUCUCAGCAAAUGAGUACAGCUGUCAUUUGGACUGUAAAAAAAGUCUAUUUUGUUGCAAUUCCACUGACUAUGAUUGCUUCCUGUCAGUCAUUUACGCUUCAUUUGCUGUCUCACAUGCUGCUGCAUUUUAACCCUUGGGUUAAAGUGAUUAAGCCUAACCACUCUGGCAAUAAAAUACACGUAGUAGACUCUGUACAGUUUCAUAUAAGAUAUAAAUGUAUGCCAUGCCGAUAACUUGAUGUAACAUGCAGCACUCCUUUUGAUAUUUUCUGCUCGUUUCCUGUAUCUUAAGAGGGGUCUUUUUACGUAUAAAUAGUUCUUAGGGAUUCCUAUUGGCUGCAUGAUUCCACGUGUUAUCAAUUUCUUUUACCUGGGCUUUUGGAGUAAUAAUUGAUUUCUGAUUUUGAAGUUAAGUCUCACAAGAUGAUAUGAGAAUUUCACAGCCAAAUCCGCUAAAAAUGAUUUCUCAAAUAGAGCUGUUCUUGAUACCCCCUUAACUUUUGGUGGUAAAGCCCUAGAACAUGUCUCAUUUCAUCAUCAGCAACGUUGAAGAAGGCAGCAACUCCUUGUCUUUUCUGAACAUCAAUCACUAGUAAGUUUAAGUUUUUGAGUUUAUAACUGUUUAUUGACCACUUGAUUUUCAAAGGGAAUGCUAAUGUUUAAUUGUAUUUUUUCAGUUUAUGAAUUUUGUUCAGAAUGUUGUUAUUGUUAAAACUAUUCUUUUGUAUGGUGAAGUUGCUUCAUUGAACUUAAUUUUGUAUAGAUUUGGUGAAAAUGUAUGAACUUAUUCUACACACAGGAUUUCCUGGAGAAUUGAAUGUAAUAAUAUUUACGUGAUCAUAAGGUUUCUGACCUUUUUUGUUCUUUCUUGGUCUUCUGCUACUGUUUUAUCUUGGAGAGGUGAAGUAGAGUUGCUUGUGGGAUUCUCUUAGAUAAGCUUGGUGUGACGAUAGAGUUGGAUCCAACAAUUUUCAUGCCAUUUGUGAUGGACAAUGUGAUUACUGAUAAGUCCCAUUCUUUUUUGCCCAAGCUAGCUUCUUGCCCUUUUGUUCAUUAAUGCUGACAUUUGGAAGAGCUCCUCAAAAGGGGAGUUAGCAUUAUUGCUCAACAUGAGAAACUUGUUUGUGUGCAUUGUCUUUGUGGUCAGUUCAGUACUCUUGUAACUUUCUACAUUUUUGACAGAAUUGUUUGAAGCUCAUUGUUGAAUAGCUAAACUAUAGUUAGAAAGUUUAUUUGACUUGAAUGUACAAAAUUUGAACUUAAUUCUUGAAACUCUUGUUAUGGAUUAAAGGCAAUACAGAGCUAUACACCCCGAGUGCUGAAAAUCCACAAUUUGAGAAGUUUCGCAUGUUGUGAUUUUCGCUGAAUUUUCCCAUAAAUUUAUUUUAUUUUAUUUUAAGAAUCAAAAUAUUGCCUCAUUCUUCUGCUGGAAAAUUUGUGAAAUAUGUAGAAAGGAUAGACCUUGCGAAUCUUUUGCAAAGAUGAGGUGAUAAUUGUUUUUCCCACCUGAUUGUACUGUUAGGAAGGAAAGGUUUAUUCUAACGUGGUUUAUUGUUGAGUUUGUAACUUUUCGAUCUUUAGCUUUGUCCUGGGCAUGUUUUUUCACGCUCAGUUGUUGGGAACAACUUCAUAUUAAUUCAGAUGCCUAUUCUAAUGCUCUCAUUGUUGCUACUCUUGUUUCACUUACCUUCGUACUAGGUAUCUCCAAGUGGGUUCUUGGAGCAGCAUUCUCUCUUUUCUUCUACAAGGUUUUCCUUGAUGUUCAUGCUUGAGUUUGAGUAUGGUCUAAUAUUUCCAUGUGCUGAUGACUAACUUUUUCAUGAAUUUGUUGCCCUAUAUUCAUCCAUAAAUGAGGAGCAAAGAGCUUGUGAAUCCUUAAAUCUUGGACAAAGAAAUGCCACCUGCUGUUUUUGGGAAGAAUCUUUCAAGUUUUGCUGGCACUGUUCUUGUGAGGUAAAGAUUGUUGGGAGUUUGCUGACAUGUAAAGAAUAUGAGAUACAUUUGCUUUUGACACCUUAGAUUUUGGCUUCGUCUUGAUGUCUCCAAUAUUUAGAACGAAAACGUAUAACAACAUUUGUGGUAAAUUGGAGACUUUUCGCUGGCUAUAUCCUUUUGGAUUUGGUGUAAUUAGUUUUCUUCUGAGUUGCACAUUCAAUUCCCC